Molecule: messenger RNA, 270 nt
Organism: Oppiella nova
Lineage: Eukaryota; Metazoa; Arthropoda; Arachnida; Sarcoptiformes; Oppiidae
Source: the annotation of a GenBank genome assembly
AUGGAGUCCAACGAGAAAGCCAUCGAAACAACUGAAGAACUGCACAAUUGCCAGCUGAAGGUAUUCUUCGUGGGCGGACCCAAUCAACGCAAGGACUACCACAUCGAAGAGGGCGAAGAGUUGUUUUAUAUGAUUAAAGGAGACAUGUGUUUGAAAGUGAUUGAAAAGGGGAAACCGAAAGAUGUGAUUAUAAGAGAGGGACAGGUAUUCCUAUUGGCCGCUAAAAUACCUCACUCUCCGCAGCGAUUCACAAAUACUAUCGGUUUGUAA